UAAGCAAGGAGGCUGACCAAGCUCUGGGCGGUUGAAGGAGGAAGGGGCUCCCCUUAGGGUAAGAGAGCGGCGAGAGGCGGGGCUGCAGGAGACGGGGGAGUCCCUCCCUGGGCUGUGCACCAGGGGGAGGGAAAGAAGGAGAGGUAGAGGAGUGGGAACUGGCCGAGGCAGCAGCAGCCGCUGCAGCAGCUGCAGACACUCUUCCUCCAGCUGCGAAUUGGGCAGCCCUGAUCACCCUUCUCAUACCCCACUUAUACCCAUCGCCGGCUUCACAAGCAAGCGAGGCCCCGAUCUGCCGCCUGAGGAAAAAAAGAGAAGUUUCUGACUCUCCAAAGGCAGUUAGAGACUGGUGCAAACCAGGGUCUCGGCCCCAUCCCUAGCUGCUCUGCUCCCCGCCCCCACGUCCGUGGGCUCCUUGGCUGGCGAGCCGGGGCACCCAGGAGGAGGAGGGAGACUGGAGUGGGGGCUCGCUUGCGGCUGGAGAUGAAGCCCUGCAAAGAAGAGGAGGAGGCUGCGGCGGCGCAGGCGGCUGCGGGGGAUGGCAGAAGCGGCGGUGCAGACCCCUGGAAGGAGUGUGCAGAGGUGGCGGUGCAGCUGGCGCUCCGGGCGGGACAGAUCAUCAAAAAAGCCCUUACUGAGGAAAAACGUGUGUCCACAAAAACAUCAGCUGCAGAUCUUGUGACAGAAACAGAUCAUCUUGUGGAAGAUUUAAUUAUUUCUGAACUAAGGAAGAAGUUCCCUUCCCAUAGGUUCAUUGCAGAAGAAUCUACUGCUGCUGGAGAAAAGUGUGUCCUCACAGAUAGCCCUACCUGGAUCAUUGACCCUAUUGAUGGUACUUGCAACUUUGUACACAGAUUUCCAACAGUGGCAGUUAGCAUUGGAUUUGCUGUUAAUCGAGAGCUUGAAUUUGGAGUGAUUUACCACUGCACUGAAGAACGAUUAUACACUGGCAGACGGGGUCAGGGGGCCUUUUGUAAUGAACAAAGGCUUCGAGUAUCCAGAGAGACAGAUCUCUCAAAGGCUUUGGUUUUAACAGAAAUUGGUCCAAAGCGUGAUCCUGACACUCUGAAAUUGUUCUUCAGUAACAUGGAGAGGUUACUCCAUGCCAAAGCUCAUGGGGUACGUGUGAUUGGAAGCUCUACCUUGGCUUUGUGCCACCUAGCCUCUGGUGCGGCAGAUGCAUAUUAUCAAUUUGGCUUGCAUUGUUGGGAUCUAGCGGCUGCCACUGUCAUAAUUAGGGAAGCAGGUGGUAUUGUGAUAGACACUUCAGGGGGGCCUCUUGACCUCAUGUCAUGUAGAGUGGUUGCUGCAGGUACCAGAGAAAUGGCUAUGCUCAUAGCUCAAGCAAUACAGACUAUUAACUAUGGGCGUGAUGAUGAGAAGUGACCAAAGGAAGGAAGGAAGUACUGCUGUGUACAACCAUGAGCCUGCCUUUCUGGAAAUGUAGUACUUCAAGAUGGCUUUCUGGAAGGAUAGAAGACCUUUAACAGCUUGCUUUCAGUGUCCAAUGUUUAUUGUUCCUAACUACCCUCAGGGUGGGACUUGGGGCGGGUGGUUCAACUAAAGUGUGUGCCCUCCCUGCUUUAAUCCACAUAUCUUUCACCAGGGUUUGGUGUUUGGUUUGUAUACUGGUUGGUUUCUUUCUAAAAAUACAAUCACAGUUCAAAAGGAGUUCUGAAUGUUGGUGGAGGGGGGGAGGGAAGAAGUAGGGGGAGCUGACACCUAAUUCUUCUGUGACAUAUGCAACAAUAAUUAAAUUUCUAUUUUUUUUAAUAAUGCAGAUCUCAGGUAAUAAAGCAUAGAACUGCAGAUAAAUCAGUUAUGUUUGUGCCUACAGUUCUCUGUUACAUGGUACUUGAGAAUACAAUAAAGCAAAAUAAUGGGACUGUUCUCCUUUAAAAAUGUCACGACUUUAGAAGCAUUUUAGGUGCCUCCCAGAAGGACCAACAAAAAUCUAUUAAUAGACACCUGUGUAUACCCUUUAGAAAGGGAUGUAUAUUAAAACUGUUAGCAGUAUGCUGUGGAUUAAGAUACUUUUCCCCCACUUUGGGUCUCAUUUUUAUCAUCUGUAAAAGAAGUCUGACUAGAGUGAGACUUAUUAGCCUUUUUUGUGUCCUCAACCCGUUUGAC
Messenger RNA from Trichosurus vulpecula (common brushtail), 2130 nucleotides. It is a transcript of the gene IMPA2, whose product is annotated as inositol monophosphatase 2. Bases 484 to 1386 code for a protein of 300 amino acids. NCBI's taxonomy places the organism in Eukaryota, Metazoa, Chordata, Mammalia, Diprotodontia, Phalangeridae. Gene Ontology annotation, biological process: phosphatidylinositol phosphate biosynthetic process; inositol metabolic process; signal transduction. The record is from RefSeq and is a predicted model, not a curated record. Gene Ontology annotation, molecular function: inositol monophosphate 1-phosphatase activity. The transcript is spliced from 8 exons.